CCUGACACUCAGAGGUCCACUCUGUCACUGCCUCUUCUUAACUCAGGUGCUGUGGACAUACUAAAACACAGCCAUUUUUACCACCUAAACACCCACCACCAUGGUCUCCUGGUCAACAGAUGCAGUGGUUGUCUUAAGUCUUCUCUCUAGACUGCUCAUCAUGGAAUCUGCCUAUGGACUGCAGUUUCCACUUCCUAAGAUAGGUGGUUGUUUCCAGGUUCAUCCAGAGCUUAAGAAGUUCCAUGUGCAGGGUGAAGCCGUGGUCCUGAGCUGCAAUUCUUUUGAGAGAGUCCUUCAGAAACAAUUCUUCCAAAAAAAAGUGGAGUAUGUCAUCACCAAGGUCAACAGGACAAGGGGCGUUGACGCUGAGGAAAAGGAAGAAGGGCGGGUCCUGCAGCGCGAGCGACAACUCUGGUUGCUUCCCGCUCGUACCUCAGACUCAGGAGAGUACUCGUGCAUUUACAGAAAUGAAACACUAUGUGUAACUGGAAGUGUCACUCUACAAGUUUAUGAGACCAAGCAAACUGGUAUGGAGAAAUUGUCCUACCUCUUCAGUACCAGAACAGGCCAAAACGUCUCAAUCUUCUGUCCUCAAUUAAGGGACUUCAACUGGACUGAUGAAAUAAAGUGGUAUAAGGACUCCAGCUUGACAGCGCUUCCUAUUGGCAGUGGCUUCUACCACAAGCAGAGCAGGAACCGAAUACUCAUCUCAGACGUGAGCCGCGCAGAUCAGGGCCACUACACCUGUCAGCUCAGAGUCCACAUCAACAACCACCACUACAAAGUCAGCAGGACCAUCAAGCUCAAUGUAAAAGUGCCUGAACCAGUUCCAAACACAGAGCCUACUGGGCGUAACCCUGACACCACAGUAACCGCUAAUCCAAAGCCUAGUCUCAGCACUGUGGAAUCCCCUGCAGUUCAAGGUCCCAAGAUUUUGGCCCCUGUUAAUGGAACGAUCUUUGAAAGUCCAUUGGGCUCUUCUUUGGACAUAUCCUGCCUGGUUUUCACAGGGAGUCAGUCAGCUGAUACCACAGUGGUCAAAUGGCUAGUGAAUGGCCAAUCAGUGGAGUCGUCCUAUCUAGGUAGACGGGCUCUGAUGAGUAAGAGGGUAACCACAGUGGCUGGGAGUAAUUACGCCGAUGUGAAGUUGUACAUUUUCGAGCUGUUUCAAGAGGACACCAGGGUGGAACUGAAGUGUGUCAGUCAAAACCAGGGAGGAAGACAGGAGGUCAUUGCACAGUUCAGAAUUGAAGCUAUGGAUUUAAGUCACAUGUGGUUCUACUUCUUCUCCAUUUUCUGUCUCACUGGCAGCUCCAGGGCAGUAGGAGAAUUCUGUAAGGACUACGGAGAAGAAUUUGAUAGGGUCUUUUCAGUCCCUGGUGAUGCUGCCAUGUUAAAUUGCACCCUGCGGGCACCAAAUGUCUUCAACUACACCAUCGUCCCCUAUAACAUCUCAUGGUACAACUCAAAAACAUGGAGAGAGCUGACAAGGGAGAAGGGAAAGGUUGUUGUGCAGGGGACAACAUUGUGGAUUUUUAACAUUGAGAUGGAAGACGCUGGGUACUACGUGUGUAUUAUAAGAACACCUUAUGGUUGCUUCAAGCAGUCAAACAUACUGAUUGUGAACCAGACCAUCCCAGACAAAUGUGGUCGUCCUUAUACCACAGAACAGGUACUGACAAACAAGGCCAAUGAUAAACUGUCCUGCCCAUUGACUCAGCACAUCAGGAUAGUGGACAACUACACCAUCCAGUGGUACAAGGACUGCAAACCCAUUAAAAACAGCAACCCACAGAGGGGCAGGUUUAUGACGUAUGAAGAGAAACUUUUAAUAAAGGAUGUCUGCCCAGAGGACAAUGGGUCCUACACCUGCACCAUGACCUUUAACCUGGAAGGACAUAGAGGCAGGAUUUCAGAGACUAUAGAUGGUGCAGUGAAAAUGUUGUACAGCCUGGAUCCCUUAGUAGAUGAACCUCUCAAUGAUAGCGUCAAAGCUGAUUUGGGUUUUCCCCUGAGGAAGAAGUGUCGGGCAUUUGUUCCAGGUUUGGGGGAACAUACGGAGACUCUUAUCUGGAUGGCUGAAUGGACAUUUAUUUCUGAAAACAACUCAUAUGACAUCUAUCAGGAACCACAAAUUGAGAGGAGAGACAAGGAAGGUGUUUGGUUGGAGCGUCUUUUGAAUUUUCCAGUGGUGAAAGAGGAAUAUCUUUACAUCAACUACACGUGUCAUGUCUGGAGCUACAGAGAAUAUCGUUCAGCAUACUUCACACUACUGCCUACAGAUUCAAAAAACCUGCUCCCUAUUUGGAUUCUACUAACCGGUCUGUUGAUGUUUACUGGUAGUGCAUUUAUCUAUCGUCGCUUCAAAAUUGACAUUGUGCUGAUGUUUAGGAGGAUGUUCCCGUUUCUCUACACAAACACAGACUCUGAUGGGAAGGUAUAUGACGCAUACGUCACAUACACAAGCCUGUUUGGGGGUGAGGUCAGUGGUGAGGCAGAAAUGUUUGCCCUCCAUAUGUUGCCCCAGUUCCUGGAGGGGAAGUGUGGCUACAAGCUUUUCAUCCUGGGCCGGGACAGCCUACCAGGGCAAGCCAUAGUCGAUGCUGUAGAGGAGAGCAUUCAGGCAAGUCGGCGCCUCAUCCUGGUCUACUCUGGUACUACAUUCUGUAGUAGAGGCCACAGUGACAAAGACAGUCCCGUGGAAGCGUGGCAGAGCUUCGAGCGGGAAACGGCCAUGCACCGUACUCUUCUAGAAGGCUCCCUGCAAGUGAUCCUGGUGGAGUUGGAAGAGAUUACUCCCACACAGCUGGCCUUUUUCCCUGAGUCGGUGCUCCACCUCCGGAGGCGCCAGGGCGCUAUCUGCUGGUGGAAGAGCAGCAGGGUGAGGCGGAACAGAGGGUUAAAAUGUGGGGGAUGUAGAGAAGUGAAUGAGGGGGAGGACAGGAGAGGGGAAGUGGCAUCGGCCUCUGUCUUCUCACCCUCUCUCUCUUCAUCCUCACGCUUCUGGAAGGAACUGAGGUAUUAUAUGCCUGUGAGAGGCAAGAGGAUGAGCUGCCCUGAGAAAAACAGCCUACUGAUUUUGUGAUUGAACGGACGGGCUGCUGGGCAAGAUUGGAAUUUUGUGGCCUUAAGGACACUCAGGACACUAAGGACUCCCAGGAUGCCUGGACACCCAGGACACUAAGAACAAUCAAGCAAAAUUACAUUACUCCUAAACAAAAAAAAAAAACAAGAAAUGACUGUAGAAAAGCAAUUUAAUAAAGCUUGUGGCCUCAUGCCUUAGUGACUAAGAAGUGAUGGCCAACCUCUUCUCCUA
Esox lucius (northern pike) is the source of this 3316-nucleotide messenger RNA. RefSeq names its product interleukin-1 receptor type 1. Lineage: Eukaryota; Metazoa; Chordata; Actinopteri; Esociformes; Esocidae. The record is from RefSeq and is a predicted model, not a curated record. Gene Ontology annotation, biological process: signal transduction. Gene Ontology annotation, molecular function: interleukin-1 receptor activity. The coding region runs from base 101 to 3085 and encodes 994 amino acids. The transcript has 19 exons.